AUGGCGCCAUCUCGCAACCUCCUGUAUGUUGCACUAAUUUCCCUGUCAACUGCCUUACUUGUCGACCAGUACCAUCGUCGACGAAAAACACGCCUUCGUCUUCCGCCCUCCCCUCCAUCCAUUCCAUUCUUUGGUAGCUUGUUUUCAGUCCCUCCAGGCCCCGAGUAUCUAUCAUUCAAGAAACUUGGGGAGGACUUGAACUCGGAUAUAAUUUACCUCCCAAUGUUUGGGCGCCAGUUUAUCAUUCUGAACUCUGCCGAGGCUGUUAACGAACUUCUAGAAAAGCGCUCUGCAAAAUACUCUGAUCGAUCGCCUGCACCCAUGAUGUCCGACCCACGAUUAAUGGGCUGGUCAACAAACGCUGGUAUGAUCGGCUACAAUGAUCUGUGGCGGCACUAUCGUCGGUUAUUCAAUAACUGGUUUAAUACGCGCGCUGUUCCUCAAUUUCAUCAGACGCAAGAAAGCCAAGCUCGUUCUCUCCUUCGUCGCUUGCUCGGGCUCUCGACAGAAGAACAUCCUUUUCCUCAAAUGAGGCACGAGUUCUUUUUCACAUUGGCGUCCACUAUGUUCCAAGUCGGCUAUGGGUAUCAAUUGAAAGGGCUCGAUGACCCAUUUUUUGAAAAUGCCCGCCAAACUAUUCAUAAUUUCACAGAAGCCGCUAUGUUUACUAACUUCUUUGUGAACAUAUUCCCGAUGAUGAUCCAUAUUCCGGACUGGUUCCCCGGCACAGGUUGGAAGCGUACUGGACAUGAGUGGAGGAGGAUUAAAGAAAAGGCUAUGGAAGAACCAUUUCAAUGGACAAAAGCGCAAGUUGCCGCUGGAACAGCCGAGCAUUCGAUUAUCGGCUCUCUAUUGCAAGAGCAUAAACUGGUCUCCCACCUGAGUGAAGAAGAGAGGGACCAUCGACUAAAGGAGCUAGGCUUAAUCAUGUAUUCUGGUGGCGUAGACACGACAUCAAACUUGCUUAUUGGAUUUGUCGCUGCAAUGGUCAUGAACCCAGAGGUUCAGAUCAAGGCCCAACAAGAGAUUGACACCGUACUGGGUGUAGCUGUACUUCCUACUGUGCAAGAUGUCGAAAGGCUGCCCUAUUUAAUGAAUCUGGUCAAGGAGCUUAAGCGAUGGUACCCUGUGGUUCCGACUGCUCUUCCACAUACGUGCUAUGUUGAUGACAAUUAUAGAGGAUACGACAUAAAAAAAGGGUCAAUUAUGAAAUGUUUGGGCAAUCACCCGAGACGAAAGACAUUACAAGAACCCGAGGUGUUUAACCCCGACCGUUUUCUGGACCCCAACUUACCCCUCGCACCUGUGUUUGGGUGGGGACGACGAAAAUGUCCUGGAAUUAAUCUAGGGGAUGGCUCGCUAUCGGUUGCCAUUGCUUCUCUUGUGGCGACAUAUACAUUCUCCAAGAAACGUAAUCCAGACGGAAGCGAAAUCACUCCUAUUAUCGAGUCGGAUACUAAUACAACGGCACUUGAACUGAAACCUUUCGAGUUCCACCUUGAACCUCGCUCCGAGAAGCAUAGGCAACUGAUUCUAGCCGGUCCAGAGUAG
This is a messenger RNA of Rhizoctonia solani, 1551 nucleotides long. Its product is annotated as cytochrome P450 family protein. The record is from RefSeq and is a predicted model, not a curated record. Gene Ontology annotation, molecular function: iron ion binding; heme binding; oxidoreductase activity, acting on paired donors, with incorporation or reduction of molecular oxygen. The transcript has 13 exons. The coding region runs from base 1 to 1551 and encodes 516 amino acids. Lineage: Eukaryota; Fungi; Basidiomycota; Agaricomycetes; Cantharellales; Ceratobasidiaceae.